Messenger RNA from Mycena citricolor, 1943 nucleotides. The record is from the annotation of a GenBank genome assembly. Lineage: Eukaryota; Fungi; Basidiomycota; Agaricomycetes; Agaricales; Mycenaceae.
GUACCACCCACCCAAUUUGCAUCAGCCGCACGAUUUCUGAUGGUAGCAGGGAUUUUCAAGAUACAAGUGGUCUCGGACAUCUAUCUGAUCACAUCAUGUGUUUUCUCGGAGAUCGUAGAACGUUGGAAGAUCGCGUGGGAAAAAGUCCUAAACAGAAAUGGGACCGCGGGCAGAGGCUUUCCGGAUCGGUUUACAUGAUAACGAGCACAUUCCAAGGGUCAGCGCGUAUUUAAGUUGAAGCCCCUUGGAAGCCAUGCGGAUUCACAACAUGCGUGAUUGAGCGAUGCGGGGAACCGUCCAAGGCCGUGAUGGCAUCAGUCAAGCUGGGAAUGGACUCCCCUCAGCAACGGCAGGUUGGAUAUAGCAGAGACUGUCAAAUCGGUUGAUGCACGCAGGGGGAGGCUAUGGAUGGGCGAGCUCGUGGACUGGCGCCAAUCUAAAACAAAUACGGUCGCCCAUUCAUGGCAGCCAAAGUACCGAGUGAAUGGAAGAGAAGGCUCCGUCUGAUCUGGAAACCAGAUGGGAUUCCGUUCCGGGGCCCAGCCACAGCGAUGGUCAAAGAGAUUUCUUACGCUUUCGAUGAUCAGAACGCUGAUAGUACCCGUCAUGGGGUACCAUCGGCGGAGAAAUAGGCGCAUCUUGCACGCAUGCCUCCUAGAACAGAAACUCGGAGCACAUCUCUGCGCGCCUAUGAGUUGGCCGCAUGCGAAAAAUAAGGAUGGGAUUCCGUUAUGGGAGAUUGCCCUAAGGCGCUGUCCUUGUUUGAUGAACGCGGGAUGAUGGAUGGACAGGUCGGACAGAUUAUCAAUGAACAGCAGAGACCGUAAAAUCUGCCCACGGUCCACAGCAUCAGGCAUAGCCGGACGAUUCUGUGCACUUCAAUUGGCUGAGAAGCGUGAUGGCCGUGUUGGGCCGCACCGGAGCAUGAAUACAGGCGCUGGGAAAGCAUUGGAAGCAAUCAGAACGGAGUCAACGGGUCACUCACUUCAUCCACCGCUUUGCUCUUUCGCUCCGACCUUACCUCUCCCUUUCCAAUGCCUCGUAGCGAAUACAGUUCACAAAGCGGCUACGUCUACGCUCCCCCGCCACCGCCGCAGCAAUCGCACACCGAUCCCCGGUACGACGCGGCUCCGACUGGCAGCGCCCACUCGCACGUGUCGCAUUCCUACCACAGCCAAUACGCACGUUAUGUGCCCUAUCCUGUGUCGCUCUCUGGACCAACCGCCGCCGCCGCCGCGAUCCCGGCUGCACAGGUCAUGCUCACCGACGACGCCGCUACGCGCGUCACAGACCGCGUCCGACGCCGCUGCUUUAACUGCACGACAACCGAGACCAGCACCUGGCGGCGAUCCAACCUCAGCCCCGGUAAAGUCUUGUGCAACAAAUGCGGCUUGUUCGAAAGAACUCACGCGCGUCCGCGGCCUGAACAGUUCCCCCACCGCCGUGGAUCGCUCGCUGCUUCUAGCUUGGUCAAGCAGUCUCCGCCCCGCCCAACGCUGCCCCUCCCCGCACCGGCCACGUCCGUCUCCGCACCGGCGCCCGCGCCCAGCGCGGCAGUAAGCACCCCUCCGGCCCGCGCAAGCGCCGCUCCCAGCCCGCGCAUGCCGCCGGUGGAGAGCUUAUCUGCUUCCCGGCCUGCUUCGAGACAGGACUACCAGGCCAGCCGACCCCAGUCUCGCGGGGAUGAUCCCCAACAAUAGAGGGCCGGACCAGAUACCACUCGCCUGAUGGAGAAGGGUUCUGUCCCGCUUUCAUCAAUUUCUCCGGGUUCCCACCCGAUCUUAUUUUCUCUCUUUCGUGCUUUCGACCUUUGCAUCGUGUAUUUAAAAGUAUAUAUCGUAUGGACGGACACUGUAAAGCUUUGUAGUCAUGUUUUUGUUGUACGUGCUUUUCGAGUUGAACAAUCAAACAGAGCUGGUUCUCGAAAUGCUUAUCAUCCGGGG